AUGAGGGUACGGCUCCCUGAAACGGACAACCUAGAGUACUGGAAGCCAGUAGAGGACAAGGUUGCCAGCAGCUUGCCCAUGAAAAAGCUUUCCUUGGACCUGCUGACGAGCAUCGGCGAGGAUCUUCCAAUUUGGAUCGACCUGAGGAGCCUGGAAGGAGAGCCACUGCCACGGGGUUUGUCGCCGGCAAUCGGGGUGCGGUCAGGCGACAUUGCGAACUUCGCAAAGAUGGCCCUCGUGUAUGAAACGGGGCCGGGUGAGGAGGUCGACCUCCGCGAGCACGUGCCGAACCAGAUCAUCGUGCUUCCCCGCAGCCAAGCUCCCAAGCUGACUCUGGAAGCACUCCGGAAGAAGCUGCCCGGCCGCAGAUUCGAGCUCCUUCGGCAGGGCCAGUACGAUUGCCUGUGUCCUAAGUGGGAGGAGUUGUCCGAGAAAACCAAACAAGCCUUGCCUGCGGACAUGUUGCGCAUCAAGGCUGUUUCGGACAAGGUCUCAAAGAGUGCGACAUUCUUGCAAGGAGAUGACGAGGCAAAGGCACGCCCGGCGAGGAGGCGUCACUUGCAGGUGCGCUCCGCCUCCCUCCUGUUUUCGUACUUCAUUUCUGGGCAGGUUUUUCUUCUGCACCUGUAG
Klebsormidium nitens is the source of this 630-nucleotide messenger RNA. The record is from the annotation of a GenBank genome assembly. NCBI's taxonomy places the organism in Eukaryota, Viridiplantae, Streptophyta, Klebsormidiophyceae, Klebsormidiales, Klebsormidiaceae.